AUGAACGAGAAGACGUCUGCGGACGUGAUCUCUCACAAUGAGAAUGUCGCCCCGAUCACCAAGCCCGAGCUGCCUCAUGCGGCUCGCGGGCCAGCCCUCAAUCUGAUUGAGAAUCCUCUGACGCGCAAAUCUCCAGAGCAGGUCGUUCUUGACGCUCGCACGUUCGCCGACUCCCACGGCAUGCCCGAGCACGCCGAUCUCAUCGCUCGUGCUGCCCUGGUCGCGCGGGACCCUCAGAGGUUCGAGUCGAUCCCUGAACUCAACGACCAGGACCGCGCUGCGCUUAUCUACGAGAGGGAUCACAAAUGGCAUGGCCCAUUCAUGCUCUGGUACUCAAUUGCCCUGUGUGCGAUUGGCGCCGCGACGCAAGGUUGGGAUCAGACCGGCUCCAACGGAGCGAACCUCUCUUUCCCCCAGGAGUUUGGCAUCGCUGGGGACGGUAAAGAUGAGUGGAUUGUGGGACUGGUCAACGCCAUCAUUUUCUUGACGGCUGGGAUGAUUGGCGCCUUCAUUGUCGAUCCGCUCAACCACUACCUGGGCCGAAGAGGCGAGAUCUUUGUCACUGCGUGCUGUCUGACCGCCACCCCCAUUGGAUCUGCAUUCGCCAAGUCGUGGCAAGGAUUGUUCGCUGCUCGGUUCGUGAUGGGCAUCGGGAUUGGGGCCAAGAACGCGACGGUCCCGAUCUACUCGGCGGAGAUGGCGCCUGCGCGCAUUCGAGGUGCUCUGGUCAUGUUCUGGCAGUUGUGGGUCGUCGCAGGUAUCUUCUUGGGCUUCGCCGCCAACGUGAUCGUCAAAGACACCGGUCGCAUCGCCUGGCGCCUGCAACUCGGAUCCGCCUUCAUUCCAUCCUUCAUCCUGGGGCUGGGGAUCUUCUUCUGCCCGGAAUCCCCUCGCUGGCUGAUGAAGCACGGCCGGUACGCCCAAGGCUUCAAGUCGAUGCUGCGUCUGCGCGCCCACCCCAUCAUCGCCGCCCGAGACUACUACUACUCGUAUGUGAUCUACGAGGAGGAACUCCGGGAAGCGCGGGGCGCGGGCUAUUUUGCUCGGAUGUGGGAUUGCUUUGCCGUGCCUCGCAUCCGCCGGGCCAACUACGGCGCCUCGACCGUCAUGAUCGCCCAGCAGAUGUGCGGCAUCAACAUCAUCUCGUUCUACAGCUCGACCAUCUUCGAGAAUGCUGGAUAUAGCGCGACCCAGGCGUUGUACGCCUCGCUGGGCUACGGCGCGAUCCAGGUCGUCUUCACCAUCCCGACCGUGUUCCUGAUCGAUACCAAAGGACGCCGGACUCUGACUCUGAUUACAUUCCCCCUCAUGUGCAUCUUCCUCCUGGCGGCCGGUCUCUCCCUAUUGAAAGACACCGGUAGCAAGGGUGCGCAGAUUGGCCCCGUCGCUCUGUUCGUCUACCUCUUCACUAUCUGCUACUCCCUAGGGGAAGGGCCGGUGGCGUUCCAGUACUCGGCCGAGGUGUUCCCGACCAUCCAGCGUGAGCAAGGUAUGGCCUGGGCUGUGUGCAUCAACAAUACCUUCGCUGGUAUCCUCAGUUUGACCUUCCCUCGGAUGAAGACCGUCAUGACUCCCACCGGUGCCUUCGGAUUCUAUGCGGGUCUGAACUUGAUCGCCUGGUUCAUGAUCUUCUGCUUCGUGCGCGAGACCAAGCAGCUCACCCUGGAGGAAAUCGAUCAGGUUUUCUCCGUCCCCACGAAGAAGUUCAUCAACUACGAGUUGACGGUGUGGCUGCCGUGGUUCAUCAAGCGAUACAUUUUCCGGCAGAAGAUCGAGCGCCCGCCGCCGCUGAUUGCGACGGCAGGGCAUUCCGACGAUGUCGUCCAGGUCUUGUAG
This is a messenger RNA of Aspergillus uvarum CBS 121591, 1836 nucleotides long. RefSeq names its product putative facilitated glucose transporter. Lineage: Eukaryota; Fungi; Ascomycota; Eurotiomycetes; Eurotiales; Aspergillaceae. Gene Ontology annotation, biological process: transmembrane transport. The transcript has 10 exons. Bases 1 to 1836 code for a protein of 611 amino acids. Gene Ontology annotation, molecular function: myo-inositol:proton symporter activity. Gene Ontology annotation, cellular component: membrane. The record is from RefSeq and is a predicted model, not a curated record.